Exserohilum turcica Et28A is the source of this 1425-nucleotide messenger RNA. RefSeq lists its product as uncharacterized. Bases 1 to 1425 code for a protein of 474 amino acids. Gene Ontology annotation, cellular component: mitochondrion. The transcript has 2 exons. Lineage: Eukaryota; Fungi; Ascomycota; Dothideomycetes; Pleosporales; Pleosporaceae. Gene Ontology annotation, molecular function: FAD binding; proline dehydrogenase activity. The record is from RefSeq and is a predicted model, not a curated record.
AUGCUCCGGACACAGAACCUCCACCGCUUCCAGAGCCUUGCUCUUGCCCACUCCGCCAGGACCCUUUCACACACCCCCCGAUACGUCCACCAGAGCGCACGCCAGAAUGUCUCCAUCCCUACGUCAUCGGCUGCCUCAUCCCACCACCUCCUUGCCCACCAGCCAGAGACGCACGUCGCCCAGACAAGGGCAGUUCUCGCCCGUCUCCCCACGUCCACUGUCCUCCGCUCCUACCUCAUCACCGCCAUGUCCUCGCAGCCACUGCUCCUCAAUGCAUGCUUUGCCCUCCUGCAGCGCAUGCUCAACUCCAAGUCGUACCUCAUGAGCAUUGACCGCAACCCCGUGCUGUCCAACCUGCUCAAGAAGACGUUUUAUGCUCAAUUCUGCGUCGGAGAGCACAAGGACGAGGUGGUCAGGAACACCGACUUUGCCCGCACGUUGGGCUACGGCGGCAUCCUUUUUGAGUACGCACUCGAGGUACUGGGCGGCGAGGCCCCGACCGCCGCCGAGACCAAGAAGGAGAUUGAGGUAUGGAGAAAGGGCAUGCUGCAAAGCGUCGAGAUGGCCAAGGCAGGCGACUUUGUUGGACUCAAAUGGUCAGGUCUUGGACGCCAGGCGCUGAAGCUCCUCCAGAACCAGCAAGAUGCUACCCCCGAGAUGUGGGAGGCCAUCACAGCAGCCUGCGAUGCUGCCGCCGCAAAGGGCGUCAGCCUCCUUCCUGGCGCCGAGGAAGAAGCCACCAACCUGGGUCUUGAGAAGUGGACGCUUGCUCUCCAGAAAAAGUACAACACCCCCGAGCGAGGCCACGCCGUUCUCUACAUCACUUACCAGUGCUACCUCCGCGACAUCUCCAAGCGUCUGGCCAAGCACCUCGAAAUGGCCUCCAAGGGCAACUACAUUGCCGGUGUCAAGCUUGUACGCGGCGCAUACCUGACUUCGGAGCCCAAGCACCUCACCUUUGACACAAAGGCCGGGACCGACGCCAACUACGAUGCCUGCGCCGAUGCUGUUGUCCGCCAGCAGUGGACCGACAAUGUGCCUGCCCCCACUCCCGGCACUCCUUUCCCUCGCGUCAACAUUGUUCUCGCAACCCACAACCUUGCUUCGGUGCAAGCCGCCCAGAAGAUCCGUGCUGCUCAGAUGCUCACCACCCCCGCCGAGCAGCUGCCACGUCUGACCUACGCCCAACUCCAAGGCAUGGCCGAUGAGAUUUCCCAGGCCCUGGUCCAGGACGAGACAAUGAAGGCCGACAAGCAGGCCAAGGUUGUCAAGUGCAUGACCUGGGGCACCACCACCGAGUGCUUGAACUUUUUGCUUCGAAGGGCCAGUGAGAACAAGGAGGCUGCCCUCCGAACCGAGGACACGAGGCGCGCCAUGGGCAAGGAGCUCUGGAGGCGUAUGAAGGGAGUUUUUGGACUCGCCUAA